Molecule: messenger RNA, 2356 nt
Organism: Branchiostoma floridae (Florida lancelet)
Lineage: Eukaryota; Metazoa; Chordata; Leptocardii; Amphioxiformes; Branchiostomatidae
Product: fibroblast growth factor 8-like
Exons: 6
Coding region: 236-889 (217 amino acids)
Biological process (GO): regulation of cell migration; cell differentiation; positive regulation of gene expression
Cellular component (GO): cytoplasm
Molecular function (GO): type 2 fibroblast growth factor receptor binding; type 1 fibroblast growth factor receptor binding; growth factor activity
Source: RefSeq, a predicted model, not a curated record
GACCUGCAGGGCGGAAGGGCUGCUCGGGACGUACGGCUGCUGGUCGUGUUGGUCGUUGGUCUCUGCGCGGACGUCUCUCCAUGAGUGGAAUGGUCGGCAGGGACACAGACAGCUCCUGCACGGCGGAACAAAGACCAAAACAAGUGUGGCUUGCAUUCAGUGGCACACGGGGGCCGGUGGUGACAAGACCUGGGCGCGCUGUUCGCCAGCCUGACCGGAACUCGCCAGAACAACCAUGCGAUGCUUGCCUUUGUUACGGCUCGUGCCUCUAAUGUUACAAGCUGUGCUGUGGAUUGCUGACUUGCAGGUGUCGUCACUUGCCUCCCCCUUGCACGACUUUGGGAGGCAUGUGGAAGAAGAAAUGGAGGAAAGUGACAACACCAGUCGCCGAUACAUCCGCAACUACCAGUUAUACUCGAGAAGUAGCCGUAAGCACCUGCAGAUAUUCGGCAAGAGGGUAGACGCGCUAGGAGAAGACGGCUCAGAAAACGCUGAAGUUAUUGUUGAGACGGACACGUUUGGAAGUCGCGUGAGAAUCAAGGGCGCAUCAUCAGGAUUUUAUCUAUGCAUGAACGCCCGAGGAAAACUGAUAGGAAAGAGACGAGGAAAGUCGCGAACGUGUCUGUGGAAAGAACUUAUUGAUGAGAACAAAUGGACGGCUUUUGAGUCCGUGGAAUUCCCUGGAUGGAAUGUUGCAUUUAACCGCAGAGGAAGACCCAGGAGGGCAACAAUGAUAAAGCGGGGAAAGGAAACUCAGUUUAUGAAAAGGCUUCUGCCGAGAGACAAGGUUACACCAAACAAACCCGAAUUCGACUUUUCUCAUUUGACGACACAAGUGCAACACAGGAGAAGACAUUCGCAGCACACGCCUUUGUACCCGUACCAGUAACGCUCGGACCCGAUGGCACGUGGGUAGACUAUUUUUUUACGAAGUCUAGAAGAGUUUGACUUUAUUUUUGUACUAUGCCGAGAUGUAGACACAAACAUCACAAUGUGACAAUUGCUUCUUCGUAUUGCCAGAUGUUUGAACCAAAAAGUAUUUUCCAGUCAAGCCAUUCAACAGGUUGCUAUGAAAACAGAGGUACGGCCAAUAUCAACUAGCUCAAGGAGGAACAAACCCCAGCGACCUCACACAAGCAAUUUCCCUAAGCUAUGUAUCAUGUUAAUGUGGGACUUAACUGUUAGUCUAACGUAACUGUUAGAUCCCACAGUUACAACCCAUUAUCCUCGUGUUUUCUGACAGCUUUAAAAUAUUGGUACAAUUUCCAAAUGGUUUUACCUGCUAAAACGUGACUACAAGAAGAUAAUCUCACUAAUCUCCCGUGCUCAUAUUGCCAAUAAACAGACAGAAGUAAAGAAAAGCUUUGUCCUGGAUCCAAAAGAUGGGAAAACUCUACAGAUGCAUGCGACUGGGUGGUCUGAUACUAUGAAUGCCCCUUAAAUGCACCCUAAGGGUCUUGGGUUGGAAAUUUUGAUAAAUUACCCCAGAAGUGACAGCGGGCUUCUUGGAGGGACAGGUAGGGCAUCGUUGAACCAUAUCCAUGUUUUUAUUUAGGACCUCCUUAGAUCUAUUCACUGAGCACGUUUUGUAAGCCUCAAUGGAUGCAGUGGACGAUUUAAUGUUACUUUUGAAAAUUUUCUGCAAAAUGACCCUUUUGAAAAUAUGGUCGUCAUCUGCUGCAUUUGUUUUCGCGGGUAUUCGCUACAAUUGAAGGUCUGUCUUUAUUGAAUGAAUUGGAAUCAUAAAUUUGGGGACACAUUUCAAAUUGUUUCCCACAACAUCGCCUGUCAUUGUUUUGAGAAAUUACCAAUGACCUUGUCCAAUAUCUGAAAGCAGCAUUUGCUCAUUAUCCUCCGAUUUUGCAUCACGUGUAAACAUCAUUGACAAUCACGUAAAUAAAUUACUAAUAAAAACGAAAUUUGAUCAAAAUCAAAAGAAUGAUACAAGUGGUUGGGGACUUCAUGGGUUUUGUUGAUUUGGCCAUACCACUGUUUACUGUGAUAGAGAUAAUGCACCGAUUCUAUGUGUGCACAGAACCAUCUAUUAUUGUGGUGAACCGCUAACGUUGUCGUGUAAGAAGCAGGUAGUUCCGUUGACUUCUCCUGUAGCAAUAGCUCCCAGCGAAGACGAUCUAUUUGCCUCUUUAAGAAUUAAUUUAUAACUAUGUCAAAAUAUAUUUAUUUUUACAUAUCUGUAUCAAAAUACAGUGAAAUGUGUAUAUAUAUGUCAUAUCAUGUGUAUUUGACACUUAUCGAGAAUUUGAGAUGUUAAAUAUCGUGUACCGUAAUGUAUAGUUCUUUUAAGCGUUUUCCUUUGUUGUUUUAAAUACAAAGAAUUGUGUUCCUGAACAUCUGA